Hibiscus syriacus is the source of this 1806-nucleotide messenger RNA. Its product is annotated as WD repeat-containing protein 13-like. Gene Ontology annotation, molecular function: protein binding; promoter-specific chromatin binding. Gene Ontology annotation, cellular component: nucleus. Lineage: Eukaryota; Viridiplantae; Streptophyta; Magnoliopsida; Malvales; Malvaceae. The record is from RefSeq and is a predicted model, not a curated record. The coding region runs from base 101 to 1612 and encodes 503 amino acids. The transcript is spliced from 13 exons.
UGUUGGUUUUCAGUAAUAUAUGUAUCUGCGCCUUAUCCCCAACUUAAGCCCAAAGGUACUUGACGGUCUUUGAUGAAGCGACGGCAACAAGUGUAAUUCAAUGGCGGAAGUUACAAGCAUGAACAACUGCUCCAUACACGACGGUGCCACCGAUACCGAGACUAACAACGGUUGUACUACCAACGGUACCGUUAUGGAUACCGUUAAAGUCACUGUGAAGAAAGCGAAUGUGAAAGAUCCGGAAAUUUUCAGUUGCUUGCUUCAACCGGCGAAUUCAGAUUCCGAUCGCGAUUCUGUCGGUGUUCGGCGAUUUCUUCUCGCUCGCAAAGCCGAGUACGGUGUUCAUCGCCGACUUGGUUGGAGAUGUAACGGAAAAGGUUAUGUGGCUUAUCGAAAUUACAUUAGUAGGCCAAGAAACUGGGAAAGUUCACAACUACCAAGCUACUCAAGCACUCCUGGGAACAGUGGGCGAUGGAUGUCAACUUCAAGUCCACUCUCACAUUUGUUCGAGGUGGAAAGCUGGAGCUCAAGCAAGGAUUUAAGAAGUGGAGCUCUGGCUUCAAAUCAUAGAACAAGUUUCAGCUCAAGCAUGAGUGAUAGUGAUCGCUCUCAUGGAAAAGGAGCUGAACCUGCAUAUUCGUUUGUGGGAAUGCACUGCAUCUUUGAUCAGUGCAAAGCUGCUGUUACAGUUUUGAAGUUUGGGCACAUGAGUUCUGAUCUACUUGCAUAUGGGGCUGCAGAUGGGACUUUAACAGUUUGCACUGUCUCUGACCCACCUUCAGUUAUCCAUCAAUUAAAAGGCCACUCAAAAGAUGUCACAGAUUUUGACUUCUCAUCUAACAAUCAAUAUAUCGCGUCAUCAUCAGAGGAUAAGACUGUGCGAGUAUGGGAGUUAUCGAAAGGCCUUUGCAUAAGAGUAAUAUAUGGAGUCUCUCAACAAUUGUGUAUUCGCUUUCAUCCUGUAAAUAACAACUUUCUUUCAGUUGGCAACACAAAUAAAGAGAUCACUGUUUUCAAUUUCAGCACUGGGAGGAUUAUUACCAAAUCCAUCUUCGACAGUGAAGUUACCUCAAUGGACCAUGAUCAUACUGGUCAUCUCGUUUUCUGUGGUGAUGCACAGGGAUGUGUAUACUCUGUAACUAUGGACUCUCACACAGGUGCAUUAUCCCGUUCUCAUCGUUAUAAAAGUACCAAUAAGCAGAAAUUUCCGAUCACUACUGUAAAGUAUCGAAGUUUCUCAUUGCUGGCCGGGGGUCCUGUGUUGCUGACAUGUACUAAAGACGGAAGUCUUUCAUUCUUUAGUGUUGCUUUGGAAGUACAAGGUUAUCUAACCAUACGUUGCUCGCUCAAAUUGACUCCAAGAAUACAUAGUAUUCGAGCAUCCUUCUGCCCCCUGCUUUCCCUUGAUAAGGGAGAAUAUAUAGUUACUGGGAGUGAGGAUUCAAAUGUCUACUUCUAUGACUUAACUCGGCCGAAACAUACAUGUGUAAAUAAGCUGCAGGGUCAUCGUUUUCCAGUUAUAGUAGUAGCUUGGAACCACGGAGAGAACUUGUUGGUUUCAGCGGACCUCUAUGGUGUUGUUAUAGUAUGGAAGAGAGCAAAAACAAGUUAACGCCGAUGUAUAACAUUAUACAGCGAUAUACGGUAAAAGCCCACUGAAGAUGGAAAAUCUCGGUUUGGUCAUGUCGUGAACCAUUCCAAUGUCCCAUUGAUGAGUAAACCAUGCGAUCAUCGGUUGACUAAAUUUUCAUUUAUGAUAUUUUAUAUUAAAUGUUGAGGGUUUUUUUUUUGGGGGUGGGGUGCAAU